AUGACAAGACAAAGCACAGAGCUUUCGCUUUCCCAGAUAGUUAAAGAAGUAGCACAUCAACAGCAUCAACAGAAUGCAGAAGCAGAGAAAAGCAAGAAUAUUCUUAAUAACUUGCAGGUCAAAUUAUUUGAACUGGAAAAGGAAAAUAAAGUUGUUCUGCAGGAAAUUAGAAAAACUGAGAAAGAGGUUUAUCAUUUAGAGAAUGAAUCAGAAAAUCGGCGACAGUGUUGUGCUGAUCUGGAGGCCCAGCUCUGGAAUCUUAAUGCAAGUAAUUUGCAACUCCAGUAUGGUAUACAACAACAAGAAGAAAAAUAUUUGAAGUUGCUGUCUGAAUAUGAUAAAUAUCGAAAAAAAAUAUUGGCUCAUAAAGAGGUGAUGAAUCAGGUAGAAAGUAGAAAUCCAAUAAUGAUGCAACUUGAAGAAAAAAUGCUUAUGCUCCAAGAAUUAAAGACAAAGAAAGAAGAAUUGGUGACAGAUCUUAUGAAUCCUGAAGGAAAUAUUACAAAACAAGUACAGGAAGAAAUUACAGAAUUAAAAAACAAAAUCCCAGAAAUAAGAGAAGCGAUUAAUGAAAAAUCAGUUUUGCUAAUCAAGGAGCAAGAACGACAUGCUCAGCUUCAGAAAGAGAUAGAGGUGCAGAAAAAAAGGUGUGAAGCCAUACUUAAACGUUUAUAUUGUCAAUUGAAUAAAGUUGAGUCGAAUAAACGGCAGUUGACAUGGGACAUACAACAGAUGGAAAAAACUGCAGCACACCUGAGACAGUGUCUUGGAAUUACAGAAUAA
This is a messenger RNA of Chiloscyllium plagiosum (whitespotted bambooshark), 783 nucleotides long. It is a transcript of the gene ccdc122, whose product is annotated as coiled-coil domain containing 122. NCBI's taxonomy places the organism in Eukaryota, Metazoa, Chordata, Chondrichthyes, Orectolobiformes, Hemiscylliidae. The record is from RefSeq and is a predicted model, not a curated record.